Cololabis saira (Pacific saury) is the source of this 7969-nucleotide messenger RNA. It is a transcript of the gene tprb, whose product is annotated as translocated promoter region b, nuclear basket protein. Gene Ontology annotation, cellular component: nuclear pore. NCBI's taxonomy places the organism in Eukaryota, Metazoa, Chordata, Actinopteri, Beloniformes, Belonidae. Gene Ontology annotation, molecular function: structural constituent of nuclear pore. The coding region runs from base 8 to 7108 and encodes 2366 amino acids. The record is from RefSeq and is a predicted model, not a curated record. Gene Ontology annotation, biological process: mRNA export from nucleus; protein import into nucleus. The transcript has 51 exons.
UGUGAAAAUGGCGGCACUCUUGCUGCAGGAGUUGGAUCCUCCUGAGGUGUCCAAACUCCCCAAAACACUUCAAAACAAGCUCGAAAAACUCCUUUCAGAUCAGCAGUAUAAAAUAGACUCACUGAAAGCUCAGCAAGAACAGUUUCGGGUCGACAGCGAGCAACAGUUUUUUGAAAAGGUUAAACAGCUUUCACAAUGUCAGGAAGAGUUCUUGACCAAGACUCAAGACCAUCACAGACUCAAAGAGGAGCUGAACAAACUUGAGGAGGAACUCAAUAGUUCUCGUGAUAAGAACAGAGAAUAUGAAUCUACGCAGGACAAGUUGUCAUCGGAGCAGACUUUUCUGUCAAAAGCCAAAGAGGAGCUGGAGUCAGAGAAGCGAGACCUUGUUCGAACCCUGGAGAGGAGAUCGCUGGAAGUUGAGCAUUUAAAUGAUGACAUGAGGCAGCUCAAUGAUAAGUUAGUAGAAGUCAGCAGCUCUAAGAUGGCUCUGCAGAUGAAGUUGGAUGACUUCGAAACAGUAGAAGUCAACAUAAAAUACAAAGAGAAGCGUAUGGAGCAAGAGAAGGGACUGCUGCAUGGUCAAAUUUCAUGGCUGAACGGAGAGCUGAAGUCCAAAACGGAAGAACUGCUGUCUCUGUCCCGGCAAAAGGGUAAUGAAAUCCUGGAGCUGAAGUGCGUCCUAGAGAAUAAGGAAGAUGAGUUUAAUAAAGUCCAAGAACAAGUGGGCAGUUUGAAGACUUCCAAUGAGCAUCUUCAGAAACAAAAUGAAGAGAUGAUCAGCAAACUCAAAGAAACCAAGGACCAACAGGCCACCAUGGAGGAGAAGUUCAGAAAUGAGUUGAAUGCCAACAUUAAGCUUAGUAAUUUAUACAAGGGAGCGGCAGCAGAUUCUGAGGCAAAGAGUGACGAGCUGAGUCAUGCCGUAGAUGAACUGCACAAACUGUUGAAAGAUGCUGGAGAAGCCAACAAGGCUCUUGAAGAGAAGCUGCAGGAAAUGAACGGUGCCACAGACAAGAGUGUUAGUGAGUUAACGGACAGGAUCCAAAGCCUUGAGAAAGAGCUGGAAAGUGCCAACGACCUGCUGUCAAGUUCCAAACUUAGAGGCCCUGGCACAUCUGUGCUGACAGAGGAGCAAAUGACAGCAAUGUCUCCAACAGCAGCUGCUGUCUCCAAAAUAAAGCCCGGUAUGAAGCUGACUGAGUUGUAUGUUGCAUAUGUGGAGAGCCAGGAGCAGUUGCAGUUGGAGCGAUUGGAGAAUAAGCGGAUCAACAAGUAUCUGGAUGACAUUGUUCAGGAAGUAGAAGCAAAGGCCCCCAUCCUCAAACGGCAAAGGGACGAGCAUGAGCGCAUGCAGAAGUCAGUGGCCAGUCUUUCAGCCAAGUUGGAGCAAGCUUUUAAGGAGGUGCACCGACUACAAAACGAUGCCGAUGAAGCCAACAAGCGCUCAUCUGUCCUGGAAAGAGAGAACCAGAGGUCUGACCUCCAACUGUCUGAUAUGGCACAACAGGUCCGUGUGCUGUUGGUUGAGCUGGAAGAGGCGCGUGGCAACCACGUCAUUCAAGAAGGCGUGAGCUCGGCAGAUAUCAGCAGCACUUCAGAAGUGAUCAGUCAGCACUUGGUGACCUUCCGCAGCAUAGAGGAGCUUCAGAAGCAAAACCAGCGUCUUCUAGUGGCCCUCAGAGAGCUCAGCGAUGCUCAAGAGAAAGAGGAGUUUGAAGCCACCGGCAACAGGGGUGGGGAGCUGGAGCAGUGUUUGGAGCAAGCCCAGGCUGAGCUGGAGUCUUUGAAGGAGCAACGCAGCAAACACAUAAAGAUGACUGAGUCCGUCGUGAGGCAGAGAGACAUGUACCGUGUGUUACUGGCUCAGGCAACUGGAGUCAGCUUCCCACCACAAGGUACUCCACCUGAGGAGUUCUCUUUGACCUCGACCCCUCGAGGUUCACCAGCAGCCACUCCCACCAAAGGGACCCCUACUACGCUGGUUUCUAUGGGUGCAGACUCUACUGAAGCAGUGGAGGCCAGGGCUGCUUUGAGACAGCUACAGGAGGUGUUCUCCACCUAUAAGAAGGAGCGGGUGGAUAGUGACAAGGCCAUGACCCAGCAGAAUGAAAAGUUGCUGGAGCAGCUCUCUGACCUUCGCGCUCAGAACGCCAAGACAUCCACCCAGUUAGAAUUUGCCUCCAAGAGGUAUGAAAUGCUGCAAGACAAUGUUGAAGGGUACAGAAAGGAAAUUGCUUCACUUAGAGAGAAAGGACAGAAGAUGACGGCUACAACACAGAACCUUGAGCAGACCAUCAACACGUUGAAAGAGGAUCUUAAAUCUGCCACGGAGAAACUCAACUUAACUGAGGGCCAUGCUGAGAAUUUGCGCAAGGAGAGAGAUAUGCUGAAGCUGGUGGAGUCCACGCUCACCCAGGAGAAGAAGUCAAUAGCGGGCCAACAACAGAGCCAGAACCUGCUGCUGAGCAACCUCCAGGCUAUCCAGGCCACCCUCGAGCGUUCGGAGAUGGAUACACGUCAGCGUCUCAACAGCCAGCUUGAGAAGCAGGAACGGGAGAUCUCCCACCUCCAGAAGAGGCUUGAGGGGGAAGUGGAACAGCGCCACCUGCUCACCAGAAACCAGGAAAUCCAUUUGAUGGAUGUAAGGAGGCAGUUGGAGACGCAGGUGGCGUUGCAUCAGAAAACCAAGGAGCUACUCAGUGCUGCUGAGAUGGAGCUCCAUACCCUCAGGAUGCAGCAAGGCAGCAUUGAAGCACAUCGCACCCUGGGCUCCCCAUCCACACCCAACAUCAGAGUUUCAAGCCUGCAGAGUUCAGAUCAAGACAGAGACCAUCUCCAAAGCCGCUUACAGCUGGCUGAAUCUCGAGUAGAGGAGCUCACGGAGAACCUCCGGGCCGCCACCUCCAGUCUGGAACAGUACAGAGCCAUGGCUCAGAGCCUGGAGGAGUCCCUGGACAAAGAGAAGCAGGUAACGGAGCAAGCCCGGUCGUCCAUUGAGGUCCGCAUUAAGGAAGCUGAGGAGCAGCACCGUAGACUGGAAGAGAAGCUUCUGGAGGCAGAAAAAGAAAAGCAAGACUUGGAGGACCAGAAGAAGAGAGCUCUGGCCUCUCUGGAGGAGCAGAUAAAUGGCCUGAAAAGAAGUCUCAGCGGCGCCCAGGCCGACCACCAGGCGGCACUGCAGCAGGUGGCUGUAGCUGAAACCCACCAGCGGCAGGCUCUGCAAGACAGCCAGGAGCAAGCUAAAAUGGCAGCUGAGGCUCAAGAUAAGUAUGAGCGGGAGAUGAUGCUGCAUGCGGCCGAUGUGGAGGCCCUCCAGGCCGCUAAGGCUCGAGCCCAGAAGGCUGACGAGUUCAGACACCAGCUUGAAGACAAGGCCCAGAGGGUCGGUGCUGAGUUACUGGAGGCUAGAGUCUCCUGGGAGGAGCAGGAGAAGAUCUUCAAGGAGGAGACGUCCAAAGCUGAGAGCCGCUGUGAUGAGUUGCAGAAGCAGAACACUCUCCUGCAUGAACAAGUCCAGACCAUGAGCAGCAAGAUGGCGGCUAAUAUACAGCGUGCUGCCAAUGAAAGCGCCUUAAAUGUAUCUUUGACUGAAGAGGGGAAAUCUCAAGACCAACUUCUUGAAAUACUCAGAUUUGUGCGUCGGGAAAAGGAGAUUGCUGAAUCUCGCUUUGAGGUGGCCCAAGGGGAGAGUUUACGUUACCGUUUGAGAGUGGAGCACUUGGAGCGAGAGCUCAAGGAAGCGCAGGACAGCCUGAGUGCUGAGAGGGAGAGAAUGCAGGUGACUGCAAAGACUCUGGCUCAGCAUGAUGAGCUGAUGAAGAAGACUGAAACAAUGAGCAUCUUGAUGGAGACCAACAAGAUGCUGAGAGAGGAGAAGAACCAAAGGGAACAGGAUCUUCAGCAAACUCAAGCUAAGGUACAAAGACUAGAGUCGGACAUCAUGCCGCUGCAACAGGCUAACUCUGAACUGAGUGAGAAAAAUGGCAUGCUUCAGGCGGAAAAAACUAUACUGGAAGAAGAUAUCAAGCGCUGGAAAGCACGAACUCAGCAUUUGGUGAGUCAGCAGAAAGAUUCAGAUCCUGAGGAGUAUAAGCGUCUUCAUUCUGAAAAGGAGGUACAUCUUAAACGCAUCCAGCAGCUCAAUGAAGAGAACACAAGACUCAAAGCCGAGGUGUCCAGGUCCAAUAAUCUCACAACGUCCCUGCAGAGCCAGAUACAGGGUUUACGUGACAUUUCAAAUAAAACAACCGAUGCCAGAAAUAUGUUGAAAAGGCAAUUGGAGACUAAGAACCAGGAGCUCCUGGAAAAGAAUCGAACCAUCACCCAGGUCAAGAAGAUCGGACGGCGCUACAAGACUCAGUAUGAUGAACUCAAGGUGGAUCAUGAAAAGCUGGUGGCAGAAGCUGCAGCAGGACCGUCCCAAGAUGAGGAGGCACGUCAAGCCUCAGUUCAAGAAGUGCAGACCCUCCGAGAUUCUCUGAGCCAGGCUGAAACCAAGACCAAAGAGCUGGAAGGGCAGCUGGAGAACAUCAACAAGGUGGCCACGGAGCGAGAGACCGACAUGCGGGAACAGUCUUCCAGGUUGACGACGGAGCUGAACAGGCUGAGGCAGGAGCUGCAACAUAAGGCUUCUCAGGAGGACAAUCUGAGACAGCAGAUGGCUGAAAAGGAGGAGAAAACCAGGAAGGCUCUCGUCAAUGCCAAGCAGAAGAUCGGCCAGCUUUCAGCCAUCAAGGACCAGCUGCAGAAGGAAAAUGAGGAAUUGAAGAAGGUGCACGAGGAGCUGGAAGUGCGAAUGAGUGCUCUCAAGUCUCAAUUUGAAGUACGUCUCAGUCGGCAGGAGCGAGAACUCAGAGAACUACGAGGUCAACAAGAGAGACAAGAGCAGAGAGAUGAGCCACCUGAGGCUGGUCCCAGCAAGACUCAGGAGCAGCAGAGGAGCACAGAGCAGAGGCAGAUCAGCCUGAAAACCACCCCGGUUGCAGACAGAGGAAGCGCCAGCACCUCCGAGCCUCCCACCGCCAACAUUAAGCCAACGCCUGUGAUCGCUACGGCCAGCAAACAGCCCGUCAACCCAGGGAACAAACCCACUCCAAGAGCAAGCAUAAGGCCCAUGAUAACCCCGGCCACGGUUCCCACUCCAACACCCACCGCUACAGUCAUGCCAACCACACAGGUGGAGACUCAGGAAGCAAUGCAGUCUACAGAAGGGCCGCCCGUGGAGCACGUGACCGUGUACGGCAGUGCCAGCGGCUCCGUCCGCUCCGCCAGCCCCAACGUCCAGACCACCUUGGCCAACCCCAUGCUGACUGUUCAGCAGAUCCAGACGCAGACCACAGCGUUUGUUCAGCCGACGCAGCAGCAGAGUGUGACCCACACAGAACCAUCCAAUCAGGAGCCGCCGCCCAUGGUGAUCGAGGCAACACCUAGCUCACAGGUGGAGUGGCCUUCCACAUCCUCAACCUCCUCUGUGUUCGGAACAGUUUCAGCGACACCAGGAACCUCGGCCAUGUCCAAGAGGCCCCGGGAGGAGGAGGAGAGCAGCACCGUGGUCACGGACACCGAGGCAUCUCAGGAGGAAACCCCAAGGGCUCCUAUAGCAAAGAAGUUGCGCAUCAUACAACGAGUGGAUCCAGAGGAGGAGGUGCUAGCUGAAGAGAGUGCUGAGGCUGAAGGGGUCGUGCCAACAGACGGUCAAGAGGAUGCAGAAGCGAGCCAGUCGGAGGAGUUUGCAAACAUGGAGGAAGGAGAUGACGGUGAAGCCUCUCAGACUGCCACGAUGGAGCAAGAGGGCACCCGGAUCACGGGUGAAACCCCUGACCAGCUGCAGCAGGAAGUAAUCGUCAUACUUACUGACAGUGAGAGUGAAGAACACGAAGAGGAGGAUGAAGAAGAAGAAGAGCAGGACUAUGAGGAGGAGGAGGAAGAAGAUGACGAAGAAGAGGAGGAGGAUGAAGAAGAAGAGGAGGAGGAGGAAGAGGAGGAAGAAGAGGAGGAGGAAGACGAUGGAGGGAUGGGGGAGGAAGGAGAGGACAGCAACGAUGGAAGUGGAGAUGGCAACGAGGCUUACGAGGGAGAUGACACAGAGGGGGCUGAUGUAACAGACCCAGGCACAGAGACGGAGGAGAGUAUGGGGGCGACGGACUCCACCCAGAGGCCAGCGGAUUCCCAGACACCCAGCUUCGAGGGGAGUUCAAUGGAGGCCUUCCCAGCAGAGCAGCCUAUCACGAGUUCCGGUACCCGUAUGCCUCAGUCGCCACGGCGACCAAUGCAACAGCUGCCCCCGCGCCUCAACAUCCACACCACCUCCACAUCCGAACUGGGACCUCCUGCUCAGGUUCAACGUAUCCCUGUUCGUCGCCAGUCGGUUGGCAGGCUGACACCAGGAAUGGCGGGCGGUGCUCAGCACUUCUAUGACGAAGAUGACAGGAUGGUUCCCAGUACUCCCACUCUGGUGGUGCCUCAUCGACCUGAUGGUUUUGACCAGGCCAUCCAUUCUCCCCAGGUGACCGGGGUCCCUCGCUUCCGGUUCGGUCCCCCAGAAGACAUGCCGCAGGCCGCUUCCUCCUCUCACUCGGACCUGGGACAGCUGGCGUCACAAGGAGGUCUUGGGAUGUAUGAAAGUCCUCUGUUCUUAGCUCACGACGAGGAGUCUGGUGGACGCAGUGUUCCCACCACACCACUACAAGCCUCGGCGCCAGUAACGGUCUUCUCAGAGGCGGCCCAGUCUGACGCAACAGAGCACGCCUCCCAGUCGGUCCCCACGGUGAGCACGUCCACGCCAGCCCUGGUGGUGCCGGCCAGCACCGGCGAGGAAAGAGACGACGUCUUCCUGGAGCCGGACACUGAUAGGGCCAGUGCUGAAGCGUCAGUAGAUCCUGUGGCAUCCCAGGAGGACGUGGAGGAGUCGAGCCAGUCCCCCGACAAGCCCAGCCUUUCCUCCACCAGCCAGGAGCCUUCCUCCAGCUCUGCAGAUACAAGCAGCGCUCCACCCAAACCCUCUCGCCCUGGACCGAGCAGACAGCUGCAGCGCUGGCCGGAGAGCCGCGGUGGACGCAUGAAGAGAGGAGGUCAGGCCUUACCCGGAAGACGAUUUGCAAGAUGAAGCACUAACCAGAGGACCGGACAACCAUUCCCAUCAGAACCACAGUUCAUCAUAGCGAUUUAGAUGUUUUUCUUUAAAGUUGGAUUGUUUUGUCCGUUUUUUGUUGUUUUUUUUUUUUUUUCUUUUUUUGCCUUGUUUCUCUCAAUGUGCUUAGAAAAUAUCUUUUUGUACUCAUGUGAGUUCAAGCUGAAGCGGUGUGUUUUAUGAAGAUAUAAUAAAGUUAAAAAGAAAACCGUUGUAAAAGCUGUCUUGUCAGACGCUGAUCUUCUAGGAUUUCUUGGGACAUUUGAAGACGUCGCUGGUCUGAGGGGCCACGUUUGGCUUCGGAGGAGCGAUGACGGGGCGUUGGCCGUCCAGCCUCACGCUGUAGGACUUGGCUGCAGAGUGAUCGGAAUAAUUAGGGAACAGGUUAGGAAAAUAAUAUUUAUAUUGAGCAUCUCAGACAUGAAUGUCUUUGCAGUCAGACAAGUGAAGUAUUCUUUUAAGUUUAGUGUGGAACAAAGGAGAGGAUGAAAACUGCUAACAGAUUAAACACCACCUCAACAUUCGUUUCGUCCAGGUCUGUUAUGUUUCAAAAGCUGGGUUUCACCUGAUUGUCCAAAUUCAUGAUGUACAACAAUGGAAGAAAAGUACUUUGGGCAGGUUCAGAUCUGCAAAGUGUUGGAUGCUUAAUUUUCGGAAGGUGAAGGCUGACUUACUUCUUGAGUAGACGACGUAUUUGUACCCGUCUGGUUCUCUGGUGCUCGGCACAGACACGGCAGCCGUUAUGGUGGAGGGGAAGCCCCUCCAGGAAGUACGGAUGUUGAUGGUUGGUUCUAAAACUGACACUGGAAAACAGAGUGGAGUCUUAUUUGAUGCACU